GUUCCUUAUAAAUAACGGGUUUAACUAUUUUUAAUCAUAUGAAUUAAAAUAAAAGAAUAUAUUUUGAUAUUUCGCGCUCGUUGAUAUAUAAUUUGUAGCCAACACGUUAAAAUAAUUAAACAUGUAAAAUUCGUGACCUGUCACUUUCACUUCCGGAAGCAGCCAAGCUUCAGCUCUAUGGCAACGUCAUCCGUGCUGCGCAUGCGCGUCUUCGCCUGUUUUGGCGUUUAUGUUCGUGUGCGUGUGCCUGAGUCUGCUCUACCGAACCGAGCUAGCGCGUUUGUUCCGGUUCCGACCCGCAGAGGCGCGCGAGAUGGCGGCGGCCCCAAACUCGAGCCCGAGCUCGAACCCAGGCCGCAGCUCGGGUUCCGGCUCAGGCUCAGGCUCUAGCCCGGAGGACGCCCACCGGCCCGCUUCGGCCGCGGCUCUGGCGAGUGACGGAGACCCGGAGGAGGCCGAGCAGUUCUCGUCUGCGCUGCACUGUUCGGAGCUCGCGCGGCGCCAGAACGAGCAGCGUAAGCUCGGGCUCUUCUGUGACGUCACGCUGGCGUUCAGUGGCGGCGGCGGCGGAGGAGGAGUAUUAGUGGGAGAGGGCGCGGGCAGCGCGGGGUUCGAGCUCGGCGCGCACCGGUCUGUACUCGCGGCCGCCACUGAUUACUUCACCCCGCUGCUCGGGGGCCAGUUCUCUGAGUCCGUGUCGCGGCGCGUGGAGAUGAAGGAGUGGAGCAGCGAGGCGGGGCCCGAGCGCGAGACUGUCGAGGGCGUCGUGCAGUUUAUGUACACCGGAGAGAUCCGGGUCAGCACGAGCAACGUGCACGAGGUGCUGGAGCUCGCGGACAGGUUUCUGCUGGUGCAGCUGAAAGAGUUCUGUGGCGAUUUCCUGAAGCGGAAGCUGAGUCUGGCGAACUGCGUGGCUGUGCACAGCCUGGCACACAUGUACACGCUGGAUCAGCUGGCUCUGCGCGCUGCUGAAAUGAUACGUCGCAACUUCCACAGAGUGAUCCAAGACGAUGAGUUCUACACGCUCCCGUUCCACCUAGUGCGUGACUGGCUGAGCGACGCAGAGAUCACCGUCGACUCUGAGGAGGUUUUGUUUGACGCUGUCGUCAAGUGGGUGCAUCGGGGCACAGAGGACCGUGAGAGACACUUUGAGGAGCUUUUCCGCCUCCUUAGGCUGCCCCAGAUCAAGCCCACUUACCUGACGAGGGUGGUGAAGAAUGAGCCGCUUGUGUCGAGGAAUGAGGCAUGUCUUAAACUCGUUUCGGACGCUGUGGAAAGUCACGCUAUCCGUUUUGAGAACCAUAAAAAGUCAGCAUCUGAUUCUGAGUUCUGGGCCGCUUUUCAGCCCCGAUUUGGACAAAACAUGGAUGUCAUCAUGGUAGUCGGCGGCGUUUCAGAAGGGGGUGACUACUUGAGUGAGUGUGUUGGGUAUUUUGUGUACGAAGACCGUUGGGUGAACCUUCCCCACAUCCACAAUCACCUCGACGGCCACGCAAUUGCAGUUACGGAUUCGUAUGUCUACGUUGCAGGAUCGAUGGAGCCCGGAUUCGCCAAAACUGUGGAACGAUACAAUCCGAAUCGCAACACUUGGGAGCAAGUGAGCAAUCUCACGACGCGUAAGCACUCGUUUGGCCUGACAUGCGUCAAAAAUAUCCUCUAUAGCAUCGGAGGCCAUGGGAAUUUCAGCCCAGGGUUCAAGGAUGUGAGCGUUUACGAACCAGAGCAGGACAAGUGGCACAAUUUGGAAUCUGCCCCGAAAAUCUUGCGUGAUGUGAAAGCGAUCAGCGUCGAAGAUCGCUAUGUUUACGUAACAGCGAGGACGCCUGUGGAUACAGACAACGAUGAUGGCCUCAAGACAGUUACAACACGCUACGACACAGAGAGCCGCCAGUGGCAGGAAGUUGAUUCUUUACCCCUAAUAGACAAUUACUGCCUCUUCCAGAUGGCAGUGGCAUCCACAAAUUUUUACCACACUGCAUCCUGCUGUCCGAGAAGCUACACAAACGUCCGAGACGAAGCCGCACGACAGAAAAUAAGUGCCCGGAUCUCGGAUGAGAUCCUUGAAAGCCUGCCACCAGAGGUCACCAGUGUUGAAGGGGCUGCCGUGUGCUUUCUUGGAGAUGACGUGUUUGUCAUCGGUGGCUGGAAAAACAGCGACGACGUGGACAAGCAGUAUCGCAAAGAGGCGUACCGGUACUGCGCUGAGAGGAAACGGUGGAUGCUGCUUCCUCCGAUGCCGCAGCCUCGUUGCCGGGCGACUGCCUGCCACGUCAGAAUCCCCUACCGCUUCCUGUAUGGUUGCCAGAGGUAUCCGAUGCCACAGAAUUUGGCACGACAGCGAGAUCGGAUGCAGCAGAUGCAGCAGCUUCACCGGCGCACACUUACCCUACGCAGGCAGCUGCAGUCCCAGAUUGAGUGCUGAAGGAAUAAGCAGUGUUUUGGCAGUGUUUGUGGGUACAAGCUGAAGGAAGAGCAUCAUCUCUUAGCCAAGUAGCGAUGAGGAGCCAAAUACGAAUAUGUUUAACAUCUUAUGGUCCAGCUUUCUUCUUUUCAUCAAGGAAACAAAGGUCGCAGCUUUGAUGUGAUGAUAAUCUGCCAUUUUCAGUGCUCUUGUGUAUAUUUAUUUAUUGACUUUUUUGGUUUUACAGUGAGAGCAUCAUGAGAGCUGAAGGCAUGUUAAACUGCUGUGUAUUGGGUUCAGUGUGAAACUCCACCAGUGGGUGACGGCAAACACUGAGCCAUAAAUAACAUUCCAAGAAUGGGAGUUUAAUGCGUGUUGUGUGUCUGUAUGUUUGUGCCAUGCUGGUCAUAAAGACUGUCCGAUAUAUUGAUCUUGUCACUUUAAGGAGCUAAAAAUUGUUAAAAUUCUUAAAAUUACAUGAGAUUUAGGGGAACCCAUAAACAACAAUGACUAAACAUCUAAACUUAGCUGGAGGUUUUUGCUUUGAGGUCAAGAGGUGGUGAGCUUAAAUUCUGAUUUCUCUGACAAUUAAUCGCAUUCAUAUACAGCAUCACUUCCUGCAAGUGGGUAGGCCCACCCCCCUAAAGCAUCACACACAAAUGCAUUUUUUAAUGAUGAAAAAUGUAAAAAAAUAUAUAUAUAUAUUGCUGUUUGCAAUUAUUCUGGAACAAAAUAUCAGCUUUUCUUUGUUAGUGUUUCCGCUAAGCACGUUAGUUUAUGUAUGUUGUAUAAUGUAUAGGAAGAUGUUCCAUAAUUAACUAUAUAAUUUUAUUCUAUUUUUAUAUGUCUGAUAAUCAAUAAGGCCCCUAGAGGGCAAUGAAGAGCCAACACGAGUACACUUUUGGUUAUAUUCGCACAGGAACGCAGUUCAUCCAUGUUGUCAUUGAAAACGAUUUUUUCUUUUUUUUUCCUUUUUACUGUACACAGUCCAAUCAUUAUAUGAUCCUGGAAUGAUUGUCAGACAGGUGUUUUAAUGUUCAUAUUUAUAUAUAUACACCCACACACAGAGUUUUCCAGUAACUGACAGGUCAUUGGAGGAAAACGGACUACUAGUAUAAACGUAGUAUCCACUAGAAAGUGCUGCACCGUGGCAGCACCAUAGAACCCUGAAUACGCAUACACGCACUUCAGUUUCUAGCUUGAGUCGUUUGUGGAAGAUCUGUGUAAACUGUAUGCACUCUCCAAGCUUUGAGUAUUUGAGGGGAUUUUCUUUCUUUUCUUGAGCGUAUGAUAAGGGGUGGGAUUUGUACACAGGAAGUGGUGAAGCGUAUGUAUUGUGUGUGUGUUAUAUAACGUACAGGAAGGAACUAUUGCUCCUGAGGUCACCUGUAAAGUUCGUAUUUAUUCUAAGUGUUGUUCAUUUUAUGUAAUCCUGUAUGAAGUCAGCUCGCUUCUGUUUUUGCCUUAUUUUUACCAGACCUGUUUAAUCACCUUCAGGGUCCGGGUUCGAUUCCCGGUCAGGCUCGAUUCCUGUCUCUUUGUGCAUGUUCUCCCUGUAUUUGGUGGGUUUCCUCUAGGUAUUUCGGUUUCCUCCCACAGUCCAAAGAUAUGCAGGUUGGGCUGUUUGCCGUUCCCAAAUUGCCCAUAGUGUGGGAAUGUGUGAGUGUGUGUGUGUGUGCCCUGCGAUGGAUUGGCACCCUGUCCAGGGUGUACCCCGCCUCGUGCCCUAAGCUUCCUGGGAUAGGCUCCAGGUCCCCGCGACCCUGAAUAAAGGAUAAAGCGGUAUAAAAGAUGAGUGAGUGUUUAAUCACAAAGAACCAGCAUCGCCAUCAGUAAUGAGCUGCUUUGCUCUGAGGCAAUCAUGCAUUUUUUUUUGCUUUUUAUAUAUAUAUAUAUAUAUAUAUAUAUAUAAUAAUCUUAAUUUAUAUCAUGAUGAUGUUAAAAAUGUUUUGUAUUAAGUUUUUGACGAAAUGACCAAAAUGUUUCAUCUUUUCAUCUUGCACUUUGCCACAUUCAUUAUUUGCAUGUUUUUUUUCAUUUCCUCACUGGUUUCUAAACAUGAAACUUAAGCACUUUUAAGCAGACUUGGCGUCUUAAUCAUUAGUGGUACUUGUUCACUACUACUACUAUCAGCAUAGCAAUCACUGUGUCUGGAAGUUAGCAAGCUAGCAGACGAGGUGACUUUUUAUUUUUCACUUCUUUCCUGUUCUAGUCAGUAAACCAAUCUGAGCCUUUAAAGGUAAAGUUAGAAGGACCCUUCAGCACGAUGAGGGUGUUAAACACCGAGCAGAAUGCAGUACAGAGUUUAAGCAACAAGGCGUCGAUAAUUAAUUGUGGGUUAACGGCAUUCUAUUAUAUGCUAGUGGUAAUGUUUUUAUUUUCUACCUCAGUGCUUUCUCACGCUGUGUGUAUUAAUGUCAGUGUGCAUUACAUCGAUACGAAAGGAAAGGAAAUCCCCAUUGUCUCGUUAACAUUAACAAAGGUUUUGCAAUAAAAAAGGCAUUCAGUUACAAGAUAAAGCCUCCGUUACCACAAAAAAAAAUCUUAUUAUAAUGAAAAAAGCUUAUUACAAGACAAUGUUUUGUUUCUAUGAGAUGGAAGAGAUGUUUUCUUGAAAUUUAGAGCGGUGAAUUAAACCCGGACUUUUGAGCCGUAUUAAGUCGAUUUAGGGGCAUUGUAAUAUUCCAUUCGAUCUGAUGGCUCUAAUAUAAAGUAUUUAUAAAAGCGGUUUGUGUUAUCUGCAAAUGCUCCUAGUGUUUUUUAAGCAAUUCAUAAAUUUUAGAUUAUUUGCAAGUUGAUAAAUAAUUUAAGAAGUAAUCUGAAUCGUACACAGCAUCACUCCGGGCAAGAGAUUGGUCCUGCCCCUAAAAUGUGAAACAUAUAUAGAGCGAAUUUUGAGCAAAAAGCAUGAAUCGAUUCUGAGUCAAAAAUGACUUUUAAUGGAACUAACAAGUUCUUGAAUCAGUUUUUUUGAUUAAAUAACUUGUACUUGUUCGAUUCAGUUAAGUGAAUCAACUAUCUAAAGAACCAAUAAACUGUAUAAUCGAUUAAAUCGGCCCAGCAUAAAAUAACCAGACGUUUUCCUGAGGUAAAAAAAAAUUGUCACAUAAUGAGGAAUUUUUUUCCUUCUUUUUUGUAUUCCUUGACGCUUUUCUACGUAGUGUCUUGUGUAAAUGUGUGUGUGAAGCAUCUUUCCUUCCAUUUUUUUUUUAUUUUUUUUUUAUGUGUUUGGUGUAAUCAAGAUAUCAAUCAGCUCAUGGCUGUUUUUCAUGUAACUAUUUUUCAUCUCUCAGUGAUUGCAAAUAUUAUUUACAUUCCAUCCAUGUGUGUUUGUGUGUACGCAUCCACACUUUUUUGGCAUUUAAAAUGUUUAUUUAAAUCAUGAGUAACACAGAAUUCUAAUAUUUUUGGGGGGUUUUUUUUACGGACGUUUUUUUUUUUUUUACAAUUUAAAAGUUUAUGAAGGUUUUGAUAAAAAAAAAAUUACUUAAGAUACUCAAAGUCUUAGACGACAGGCCAGAAGUUAUGUAUUCCAUGUUUUUUUUUUUUUUUUCUUGUAAUCUCAACCUGACAAAAUACAAUUUUGCGAGUGUCAAUUAUGAAAGAAUACGACUUUUUUACUUUGGGCAUUAGAUAUCAGUGCCCCCUUAAAAAUAGUUGAUUAGUUCUGUACCAAGUGUCUUGCUGUAGCUACAUGUGGCUGGAUGGCACCGAUUGCCGUGAGUAUUAAACGUUAAAAAUCUUAAUCUUGAUUAAGAUUCCCAGCCAGGCUUGAUUCCUGUCUCUGUGUGCAUGGAGUUUGCAUGUUCUUCACAUGCUUGGUGGGUUUUCCUCUGUGUACUCUGGUUUUCUCCCGCGGGCUAAAGAGACAUAGGUUAGGUUAAUUGGUGUUCUCAAAUUGCCCAUAAUGUGUAAAUGUGUGUGUCCUGCGAUGGAUUGGCACCCUGUCCAGGGUGUACCCCGCCUUGUGCCCCAAGUCUCCUGGGAUAGGCUCCAGUCCCCCCGCGACCCUGAAUGCAGGAUUAAGCGGUAAUGACUUUAAUUGAGUGAGUAAUUACUUGGUAACUUGAUUAACACUUGUUAGCAAGCUGUAUGGCACAGUUUGUCAGACCAAACAGUUUGCCAACUUUUGGAGAUUGGUUAAUUGGUUAACAAUUGGGAAAUAAUUUAGUUUGUUGAUAAAAUGAAAUUUGUUAACUUGGGAUUACAAGACAAGAGAGUAACUCAUGAUUAGUGAGAUUUAAGUAGUAUUGUUAUGUUCGUGAAUGUUAUGAUUAAUUAUUGGUUCAUCCUAAGCCACAAAUACUUCUUUCAAGUCUCCAUGUGCUGAUAUUGUGAGCUACGUCAAAAUGCACAUACCUCUAGCGUCUCUGAAACCUUUUACACUCCAUCUGAAGUAACCGAGCUUGUGAGAGAAUCAUUCUGCGUUCUGUGAUCUAACUAAUGCACUACACUGACUUUAUUAAGACUUUGGGAUUGAUGUAUGUCUCCUGCUACGGUGAACAAGUCCAAAGAACUUCUUGUCUGUGCGAAAAGUCUAAAAAGUGUGCGUGUAUGUGUGUGUUCGAAAGAAAUGUUCGAAGCCAGCCUAAAUGUGCCAGAUAUGUUUAAAUAUUAAAUAAAAAAUAAAAGUUACAA
This is a messenger RNA of Clarias gariepinus (North African catfish), 7039 nucleotides long. RefSeq names its product kelch-like family member 11 (gene klhl11). Bases 230 to 2422 code for a protein of 730 amino acids. Gene Ontology annotation, molecular function: protein binding. Lineage: Eukaryota; Metazoa; Chordata; Actinopteri; Siluriformes; Clariidae. The record is from RefSeq and is a predicted model, not a curated record. The transcript is spliced from 2 exons.